AUGUCCGCUGCCCCUCGGAGGAGACUUGCUUGUCGCGUAUGCACCCGCCGUAAAGUGAAGUGUGACAAGAAAAUCCCAUGUGACAAUUGUGUCAAGAGAGGUGCUCCUGCACAAUGUGAACGAGCUGAAAAUGAUGGGAUCCUUGCUCAGGACAGCACCCUCAUCACAGGGAAACUCGGGGAAGAUUCCCCUUCUUUCAAUGCCCUCCGGACUCGCGUCGCCGAGCUUGAGGCUCUCCUACAACAGCAGGGUGAAAUCGAGUCAAGGAAUGUGCCUCAGUCUCCCUCUCCAGCCAUCCAACAAGCCGCGGACGGACCUGUAACACAAACCAGGUCAUCCUCACCAAGUCAAGACUCAGAAAUUGAAGAUGCAGUCACCGUUCUCGAAUUCCUGGCAUGGGGCCGCAUGAAAGACCCGGAUAAAGCAAUGCUUUCUCCGGAAGCUCUCAGAGCCUGCGAGUAUGAUGACGGGACUGGUGCUAGCCCGGCUGGUGACCUUGAUAGUGCCUUGGAUGCUGACCUGAAUCUCCUCUCGUGGCUGCAGAUUCUCCUUCCCUCCCGACAGCAGGUCUACCAGCUCGUGGAAUACCAUAACAAUUGUUUGCUCUGGUUUCACGGCUCAUAUGUCGCUGCGUCGUUUUCGAAAGCACUUGACUCCUUCUACGCUGAUCACAACGGAAGAUUUGAUUCUAGAGGUCUCAAUCUACAGUGGGUGGCCCUGCUGUUCUCCAUCAUGACCGGAACCAUCACGUCUGCGCCAUCGUGUGAGGCCAGGAGGUGGGGAAUCAGUGAGAAUGAAGCAAAGAUACUAUCACAGAAAUGGCACAAAGCGGUCAUCACCUCUCUGAAUGCUGCAAACUUUACUGCACACCAUUCCUUGUAUGCCGUCCAGGCGAUUGCCUCGUUGACAAACACUGCCCACAUGCUGGGCCACUCGAACACGCAGUCGAUAAUGCUAGCAUCGGUGAUCCGCAUCGCACAGAGCUUGGGUCUACACCGCCUGGACGAGGAUGCCCGAGGGUCAGAUCUGGAGUUGGAGACCGGUCGCCGAGUGUGGCAAGAACUUUGCACACAGGACUGGUUCAGCACUGCUUUUUCCGAGUCAUAUUCUAUCAAUCCACUACACUCGACCUCCCUCCCUCCCAAGAACUGUGACGAGGACAUGAGUGAUGUCCUUUCGGACGAGGAACCGACGGUUACCAGCUUUUGCAAGUUCUUGGCCAAGAUUGCAGCGAUCAUGCCGGCUUUACAAGAUGCCAUGGCUCUAUCCAACACUCUGUACACUAAACACGAGGCAGUCCUCGUCCACGACAAAAAGAUGCGCUCGUUGGCCACAGGCAGGCAUUCGUUCCUCGCACACACUGCCCUCGAUGAAAACUGGCCUUGUUAUAUUCCCUGGGCAAGGCGUGCGAUCGCGAUGAGUUCUGCCCACAAGAUCAUCAUGAUCCAUAGAAAAUUCCUGGGCCUCAGUUUCUCCAACCCCGUUUUUGCAUUCACGCGCCGAACCUGCCUGGCGGCUUCCAAAACCAUCUUGAAAGAAUACCAAGCGAGCAGCGACGAUAUAACCAGUCCGAUGCUGUGGACGCACCAAGCGUUCUCGGUUGCAGCCUGUAUCAUUAUAUGCUUUGACAUUCUACAUUCCGCAUCGGCUGGCCAGGAUGAAGAAUACCUUGUGGGCCAAACCAUUGAACACCUCCAAUCGUGUCGGCAUAGGAGCAUGAUAGCAGCUCGGGGCGUCAAGGUGCUCAAGGCCCUGCAGAAGCAGAUUGCCAGACGUGCUGAAGUCCGGAGGAGACCGGCUGAUAGUUCUAGAGAUGAACCUCCAAGGAAACGACGUCGAGGAUUUGACGCUGCAGAGUUUGCCCGAUCGUUGGUGGACAAUGAAGGCGAUUCGACCACUGUACAUCACAUGCGUCAACGACUCGAGAAUUAUACAGCGGAAACAAAUUCAAGGCCUCAACGCAUUGAAGAAAAUCUCCAAGAAACCAACCAGGACGAGCCAUUCACCUUGCCAGCGGACCUGAAUUGGUUGUGGAACAUGCCUUCACAUGAUUACGACGGCAUGCAGACAUUUGACAGCUUGCUAUCUUUUGCCAACCAAGGCCUUGGGCUAUGA
Messenger RNA from Exophiala oligosperma, 2115 nucleotides. RefSeq lists its product as uncharacterized. The transcript has 2 exons. NCBI's taxonomy places the organism in Eukaryota, Fungi, Ascomycota, Eurotiomycetes, Chaetothyriales, Herpotrichiellaceae. Gene Ontology annotation, molecular function: DNA-binding transcription factor activity, RNA polymerase II-specific; zinc ion binding. Gene Ontology annotation, biological process: regulation of DNA-templated transcription. Bases 1 to 2115 code for a protein of 704 amino acids. The record is from RefSeq and is a predicted model, not a curated record.